This is a messenger RNA of Alternaria ventricosa, 801 nucleotides long. RefSeq lists its product as uncharacterized. Lineage: Eukaryota; Fungi; Ascomycota; Dothideomycetes; Pleosporales; Pleosporaceae. The transcript has a single exon. The record is from RefSeq and is a predicted model, not a curated record. The coding region runs from base 1 to 801 and encodes 266 amino acids.
AUGCGGGAAGUAUGCAGUCUCAAGCCAGACGCCUGUCUGAAUCCGAAGGAGUUCGAGCCUGGCACUACACUUUGCGGAUACUGCGAAAAGAUGGACCCGAGCGUACUCAAGCUCAAUCUGGAUCUCAGCCGUCGGGUUGACAAAUCCAGCGAAGACCUAAUUGCGCAAAUGGCUCCAAAGGCGGAAGCAGCCAGGCAAGAUGCUAUGAAAGAAUCCAAACUUGUCUGCGCCAUGAGAAAUCCUAGGUUUUAUGGGCAAGAAUGGCGAACAAAGUUCCGACCUGAGACUGGGGAGCCAUGCGUAUUACUCGAUGCUCCUGGAGCCGAUGAAGGUCGUCUAUGUGCAACUUGCAUGGCCCACGAAAUUCCAAAAGAUUCCAAUUGGGCAAAAGAUUAUAUCUUGCGGCCCAGCGACACGAAGGGCAAACAUCCGUACGCCCGUAUCAGGUUUGAUUGCGUGUGGAAUCGCCCAAAACCAGCUGGCUUUGAAUACCCAGAUGGAGACUUCCGAAAGUGGUGGCACCUUAAACUUGGGUUCCUGGAUUGUAUCGACAAGAACACCUACACCAAGUUACCAAAUGCCAUGUGCGAAUGGCACAGAGUUGCGCUCUUAACCUGGGACGCUAAGGACUAUAACACUGGAAGGAAGUUCAAUGAACACUUUUGGACAGAUGGCAGACUCAAAGCCGACUAUCCCGACGAGGAGUUGGCUCCUACGGUGCCUGGCGGAAUCCCAUUCGACCAAUUGGAGGACUGCCAUUUUGAUGUUUUCGCGAAAACCGGGGAAGGCGUUCCCGGCUAA